Molecule: messenger RNA, 1432 nt
Organism: Spirodela intermedia
Lineage: Eukaryota; Viridiplantae; Streptophyta; Magnoliopsida; Alismatales; Araceae
Source: the annotation of a GenBank genome assembly
AUGAAAAUUCUGUUUUAUACUUACCCUGUAGCCCUGAAUGCCGUGCAAGCUACUGGGAGAAGUACCUACGGGGUACCAGUCGCCCUCUCGUUUCUCGAUGAGAGGCCACAUGAGUCCCCAUGAAAGGAUGCCGCCCAAGAGCACGGAGAUGUUCACCAGGUAGGGACAGAUCAUCCCGACGCCAACGUAGGUUGCGGAGAAAUCAAAGUAAAACCUGUGUUGGAGUUGCAGGUAAGUCGCAGAUAGGAGAGAUCGAAUGCAUGGUAAGCACAUCGAUUGAUCAGUACCUGUUUUUGUAGGCCUGGAGGCCUAACGUCGGGAAGUUGAUGAAUCCACAGUCGUCCCCGGCGGUGUAGAACCACUGGAAGAAGCCCCACAGGAAGCUGAAUGAGAAGAACUUCCCCAGUAACGAAACCUGUCUCCUGCGCAAAGGGGCGGCCGGAAUCUGUAAUCAGAAAAAGCAGGGGGACGGGGAGUAUGGAUCGGGUGGCGGUUCCAUCGGAGAAGGGGGGGGGGGUUUACUUCGCUAGCUUGGCGCCCUGAGGCGUGUGGAAGCUGUUGAUGAGGUGAGCCGUCGCAGUGCCGCUGGGGUAUAUCAGCUUGUAAUCAAUGAUCAUGAUCUGAAACGAGAACACCUCGACCUGCUUAAAAUCGGCUCUGGGGCAAUCCUUCGUCUAGGAUUCUAGGUUCAUCCUACAUCAGUUCUAGCUGUACGCAGGGGGAAUCACCUUUCUGAGGGGCACCAGAGAAAAGAGGCCGAGGAAGCUGACCACGAAGAGGAACCCAAUCAUCCACCCCACUUGGGGGUCCUUGAUGUUCUCCGCAGCGUUCUUCUCUGCGGACUGGUUAGCGAUCUUCUCGCUCAUCCCAAAGAGGUAGCUCCCGAAACCACCUAUUGCUCGAAGUCGAAGAUGAAAGGAUAAAUCGCUGCGAGUACUAGAGAGAAAUCAGAAUCGGGGAUGAUUUUCUACCGCUGAAGGCGAUGCCGGAGGAGGCGACGACGCAGGUCUGGAUCACAGUGUUCUCCUGGCGGGUGAAGGGUUGCCGAAGGAGGCCGGUUUUCUCAAGGGCCUUGGACCAAAUCUUGACGAAGAAGAACCCCAGGAGCCCGGCGGAGACGUUCAGCGAGGGUAUGACCCCCGUGGUGAGGUUCAGCUUCAUCACGAUGACGCUGAACAUGAUCCCCAGGAAGAAGCUCACCACAAAGGCCCUAAAGGUCAGUUGCUGCUGCCACGGCGGGACCGGCUUCCCAUCAAACGCCCUCUCCACCGAGUACGCCUUCUCGUCGAAGUUCUCGGCGUCCUCUCCAGCCAAACCCCCAACUUCUCCCUCUCUCCUGUUCCUCUUCUUCAUGGUGACGCCGGCGGCGUGGCCAUUGGCGCUGUUGUACUCCACCAUCUCCUCCUCGUCGAGGGGCAACUGCCCCUUGUGA